GGAUAAACGAGAAUGAACCCGUUCUGACAAACCUUAAAAAAUAUCUAUGAAGAUACUGGCUGGAUCAAGUUUUCGCAGUGUCCCGGGCCUUCAUUUUCCACUGAGGUCUUCUGGCUGAGGUUAGGCGUUGUAGGUCUACUGUAGCAGAUAUCAAUCAGACAAACGGUAGGGUGACUUGAAUCGACUUUUAUUUGCCAAAUAAAACUACUUAAAAAAGCGAAAACGACAAAGUAUUACAUCUAAAUACUUUAAACUGGUUUUAUAUUUUUAACGGUAACGUAAAUACAUACGCGGUUUACUCGGUUUGGUAUUUUUUUUAUUUUUACAUGCGCUUAAAUAACGAUAUAAAUAUUAAAAUGUCGGGAAACUGCGCUGUAAUGUGCCCACGCAGUGUUUUCUCCACAAACAACGGCGCCGGGCGAAACUGCAAGGCUGAGAGGGGAGGGAGAGCAGAUCUCCGUCGCGGCUCGGAGCUCCUCGCACAUGGCAUCGUUGAUGGCACCCAGGUCACCAAUGCAGCGCAGAGUCGGUAUUCAUGUGCGAUUAAAUGUGCGCUGUAUUGCUAAACUAUUAAUACCCACUAAAAUCUUAACAACUGGUCCUUAACUAGUUUAUGAAUUCAACUAUUGUUUCGUGCAACAUAGCUAGGCUUCGCUUACCGACUGGUCGGAUUCUCGGAAGAUUUUAUAACCUCGUUUUAUUAGGCUACUGUCUUCAAUUAAGUAGAUCCUUUAGUAAAAAUUGUACCUUGGCGCCGCGCAAGAAAUUAGAGGUUUGGUGCGUCGGUCCGUUAAACGAUCGAGAACUUCCUUUAUUCUAAAUGUGAAAUUAUAGACCGCAAGAAGCUUUUCAACAUUUACGGUAUACGUUUACACGCACGAAACACCUUUAUGUAGUUGAACUGGUUAGAAAACAAAACUGUUUCAGCACUGGGAUUUUCGUUGUAAUUUACACUUGUACAUUUUCACUUGGUCACGGGAAAAUUCCCAUGUGAAAAUGUGGUGUUUAGAUUAACUAAAGGGAAGACACAUUUCUGACUAAAUUAAUCGGAAACCACACAUACACAUACAUAGUUUGCUUUUCUGAUUAAACAUCUUGUCAAACCAGGUGGCUUUCAACAUGUGUGAUACGUCCUCGCAAUUAAUAGCUCAAAAUUAUAAAAGUUUAAAUUAAACACAUUAUUUAGCAUUAUAAUUCUGCCGACAAAAAUGUAUGCACAAAUAAAUACAUGCAUAAUUGCAUAUCAUGAAUAUGCUUAAAAACGCUUUAUCUUAACGUCACCGUGCAGCUUGUAUUUAGCUUGUUUACAACUAACCGGGUAAAUUAUACAAGCCUACGUGAACCCCUUUUUCAUGGGGGUGGGCUGGGCUCUGACCCGCGGCUGUUUUUCUUCCCAAAUCGGUCUAGUUAUAUUACAUGCCCGAUCACUUGGAUUAAAUAAAUCAAACGACUGCAGCGCAGCCGAUAUUGACCUUUGGCUACAUUAAGUAUGUGCCGGGUAACUAUUCACAUGGUGGCACCCCUAAAACAGCAGCAAACGCGAGUCAGAUUUGGAGAGAAAGGCAGGCGAGCGCGAGAAGGGUCCGGGACAGUGGGCUCUACAACUGCUGUUUUUUAAGUGAUUUAGACAGUCAUGUGAUCGUAACGUAACGCGACCGGAAAACACCGACGACCAUCGCCGCCAAUGCUGCGUUCAGAGGAACAGAGCAGCUGCGAGCCCAGCGGACAAGUCCCCGGUAACAAACAGCGACACGCCGAAGAAGAGCGCAAGAGGUUGAAGAAUGGAGUUGGCCAACCAUGGUCUUGUCCUCCUGCAGCAGCUCAACGCUCAGAGGGAGUUCGGUUUCCUGUGCGAUUGCACCGUGGCCAUCGGAGACGUGUUCUUCAAAGCACACAAAGCCGUGCUGGCUGCCUUCUCCAACUACUUCAGGAUGCUCUUCAUCCACCAGGACAGUGACUGUGUGCGGCUGAAGCCUGCGGACAUCCAGCCCGACAUCUUCAGCUACCUCCUCAACCUGAUGUACACGGGCAAGCUGGCCCCGCAGCUCAUUGACCCGGCACGCUUGGAGCAAGGCGUCAAGUUCCUGCAUGCCUACCCGCUGCUGCAGGAGGCCAGCCAGACGUCCUUCGCCCACACAGAGCAUCCGCUGCCGCUGGCUGCGUCCCUCUACGGCAUCCAGAUCUCGGAGCAGCAGGCCGGCCGGCUGGCCUCGCGGAGCGGGCCGCCCUCGCCCUUUGACCUGGAGCUCCUGGCGGACGGGAAGGGCGCGGCGGGUCCCGAGGCCGGCGUCGGCGCCUACGGGUCCCCCAGGGAUGAUCCUGACCAGGAGAUGCCUGCUGUCACCACGGCGACCGUUCCCACGGUGGCAACCACCAAUGCCAUCCUGCACGUGAAGCCCAGCAUCAUGAAGAGGGGUGCCCAUUUCCGCAAGCACUACACGUGCCACCUGUGCGGUUCUCGCUUCACGCAGCGCUGCAACCUCAGGGAGCACCUGCUGCUGCAUGCCCCGGCCUCGGUACCCACGGCGAUGGCACCUCCGCCAACCGAGGUGGAGGAAACCGGGCGCGACCCUGCCAGUGACAGCGAGCAGCCGCCCCAACCCACUAUGGGCUCGCCCCAGCCCCAACUUGAGCUCCCCCAGCCCAUCACCGACAUAGGCCAGCCCCAGGCUGAGACGCCCCCCCCUUCGGACAUCGCUGACAUCGACAACCUAGAGAGCGGCGGGCUGGACCGCGAGGUGAAGCGGCGUCGUUACGAAUGCAACACAUGCGGCCGCAAGUUCAUCCAGAAGAGCCACUGGAGGGAGCACAUGUAUAUCCACACCGGCAAGCCGUACAAGUGCAGCGCAUGUGGGAAGAGCUUCUGCCGUGCCAACCAGGCCGCGCGCCACGUCUGCUUCAGCCAGGACCGACAGGGCGCCGAGCCCUGCGCCGAGGAGAACGGCCAGCCGGAGGCACUCUUCCUGGCCGCCGGCAGGCCAUACAAGUGUAACGUGUGCGAGACCACGUUCUCCAGCCCCAACGAGGUCAUCAAACAUCUCUGCUUCUCCCAGAGCACCCAGGGCUUCCCUAUACUGGACAGCCCCGGCGGCAUGCAGGGUGACGAGCUGCCCAAAGAUGAAGGUUCCGACUCUUCGAACACCGCGUCCCUCAUAACGGCCAUCAAAACCGAGGAGAUCUUAGUCGAAUAGAACCAGCCAAACAGAGUAAACCUUUUUGUUUUGUUUUUUUUGAAGCGAAACAUGGUCAGUACUUCCACUAAAAUGUAGAUUAAAUGUGACUUUCAGCAAAGGGCCUUUUCAGCUGAAAACAUUUUUCUUGUAGCAAGUUUUUUUUUUUGGAUGUGCGCCCCCUAGAGCCAGAAAGAAAAAUUGCAAGCACAUGCUCAAUACCUUAAUUUAUACCGAACGCUUCAUAAACAUUGAUUUGAAUACACAAGGCUGAAGAGCACCUUUUUGGGUUUUGCCUAUGAGCUAUUUACCAACAAAUACUGCUGCAGAAUAUUACCAAAAAGCACGGUGGAGUUGCCAUUUCAGCUGGUGGUUCAUCUGUAUUUGAACGUAUUAGUCAUCACCUUACCUCCCUACUAAAACUCGAACCCAUUUGCUUGAAACUGAGACCCAGCACCCUACUGUGACAGAACAAAAAUCCAAUCGCCUCCUGUAACGGGUCACUACACUGACACCAUCAUACAUACUCUGCUGUGUGUAAGGGGGGGGGGACAGGAUAGAAACGCGGAGUGUAUGCUGUGCCUCGCCCAUCUUGUUGGGUCAUAGGGUUUUUUUUGGGGGUGGGUUAGGACGUUAAUGAUGAUCUGCACUAGAAUAGUAUCACUGCAGUGGAAGGACAAUUUAUAAGAGAAAUCGUUUUCUAGGUCAUUGUACCCCUUGUUUAACAGUGUAUUUUCAGAGUAAAAUGACUACUGUUAUGUACACACUGGUUAAAUACGGUAAUUUUAAACCUGGGUAAUUUUUACAUUGAAUUUGUAGAGUUUUAUUGAGAUGCAUUUUGGAAUAAUCUUUCAUUCCCGACAGCAGAGCUUAAAACAAACAAAACAGCCCGUGCCCCUCGUUAGCCGGCAGUCACGGUAAAUGCCAUUUCUGGAGGCGCGCAGCCGUGUUGAUGGGAGGAAGUCGACCUGAUCACGAGCCCAACUUCCUGUUCCUUCCGCACAGGAACUGUUCCCCCCGUGCCAACAUUCAUUCUGAUGACUGCUCCAAUUGCAGGACGUUUGUCUUCGGCCGCUGCAGCGUCCGAUCGGUCUUUCUGGAACUCUGUUACAUCAUUUUAUUUAUUAUUAUUGUUUUUUUAAAGGAUGAUCUGAAAGCACACAUGUUGUACCAUGAGCUUGUACUGUGUUGUGCUUCUUGCCAACUUACCCUCUGGUCAUAUGCUCCAGUUCCCGAUGCCCAUAUAUUUUUUUGAUAUACCUUCCUAAUUUUAUAUACAGUACUAUAUUUACCAGAUAUAUUUUAUAUUGCUGAAGUUGUAUAUUGCUUUUAUGUAGAAAUAUGGUUGUCUAAUAGAGUAGAUGUUUUGUGUAAUUUUAUUUUUUAAAUUCAACACCCGUGUGUUUCACGACGAACAAAUAUUAGUGCAUCCAUACCGCUGUCAGAUGGCGUUUUAUGUGCCGUAGUGUUCAGUCCCUUUCACCGCAUGCAGGUUUCCGCUGGCGAGAGUGACUGUCCCCCGUUUAAGCACUAAAACUGUGGCCAACAGAGUCACGUGAGCAGAGCCCUCUUGGUAAAAUGGUAGUGAAAUGGAGAAGUGUCCUCAUUGGUCGGGUUUUUGGAAAAACACUGUACUUACCUACUGAUCUGUGUCUGCCCAAUAAGCAGCUUUUCGGCUAGCAAAUCUGGUUGUAGGCAGUUGUGGGAGCAGGCAAGGGCGGAGGUGGCUGACUUAGCUAAUCUGCAGUGGGUUUACGUGGCUGGCCGCCUAACCGUGACCCGGUCUGAGCUCCUGACAAUGGAAUCGAUGAGCACUGAGAAAUCGGACAGUUUUCAUGUCUCCUCGAAGGAACGUAUAUUUAUUUAAUGUAAGAACUCUGUGUGAAGGCAUUGUUUAAUUGAUACUACUGAUUGUUUUCAUUUUAAUAUGCUUCCCAGCUUGUGUAACGUUUCUUAUCCUAUCUGUUGGUUCAGGGGAGUGAAAAUGAGCCUUAUGUCUGUGUGUGACCAGACAAAUUGUUUUUCACGGGCAGGAAUUUCUCAUCAAUGUUUUUUUUUCCUGGACUUAUUUAUGCAACAUUUGUAAUUUCCUUUUCGGAGUCUUUGAUACGCACAGGUCAGGCAGGACGAGUCAUCAGCACUCUGACCCGAAGUCUGAAAGCAGUCAGGACACCCGCCGUGGUCUGUGAUCUCAGGAAUGUGCGCCGUCUCCUUUGUUUCCAUGGUGAAGAAUGGAAAAGUCAAUAAAUUUUAAAAAAAUCAGAAA
This is a messenger RNA of Paramormyrops kingsleyae, 5436 nucleotides long. RefSeq names its product zinc finger and BTB domain-containing protein 2-like. Gene Ontology annotation, molecular function: DNA-binding transcription factor activity, RNA polymerase II-specific; protein binding. NCBI's taxonomy places the organism in Eukaryota, Metazoa, Chordata, Actinopteri, Osteoglossiformes, Mormyridae. Gene Ontology annotation, biological process: regulation of transcription by RNA polymerase II. Gene Ontology annotation, cellular component: nucleus. The record is from RefSeq and is a predicted model, not a curated record.